GCGCGCUAAAUUGAGCUGUCAAAAACAACAUAAGUUGCGUCACAAAGGAAUGGUUUCAGAAAAUCUCCUGCGUAAAAUGCAUUGUUAUAAGGGAUUAACAUAAACAAUUUAGUUUAGCAUUGGGAAGAUUCAACAAUAAGAAAACGUGCUGAUUAAAAUAAAGAAACUUAGGUAGGAACAUUGUCAACAUACUGAACCGGAACUGUCGUGGAUGCAGACAGAUGCUGGUCAAAGAGGGUGAUGAUGUAUGAGCUUGAUCAGAGUUUACAAAGUGGAAGCAAGGUUGUGUCUGCAGGGUUCUCUUCAAAACCAGAAUCCUCGUUUGACAGUGGUUACAGCUCCUCACCAGCAAAGUUCAAUUUUGGAAUUGCCACUGCAUCAAACAUAUCAAGUUCUCAAUCAGUAUCAUCAAUAAUGGAUCGUCAAAAACAUUAUAUUGCCAGUCCCCUUCGGAGUCAUAAUACAGAUUCAAACCCAGGUAUAUUGAGCAUGAGCCCAGUGAAAAUAGAGCCAGGUUUAUUCAGCCCAUUUAAAGGUUCAUCACUUAGUCCAUUCAAGGAUUCCUCUCUCAGUCCCUUCAAAUUGUUUAACCAGAGUCCUUCUAAAGGAUCAUUUGAUGAGUGGGAUAAAGACUUCAUAGCAAGCUUUCAAGAGAAUCUGUUUGGUGAUGUGACAAGCAAUUCAAGUCUAGUAGAUGAGUGGUUACGCUCUCCCCAAGGUAAGGCUUUGUUGGAGAGUAGGAACAGUCCAAUGAGGAGUGGCAGUAGUGCUGUAAGGAGACUGAAAAUUACUCCUGAAAAUAAAAACAGGAAGCAGAAUUUCCAACCUCUUCAUGACAAUUAUGUAGAGAUAUUUAGUGCUCCAGUGUAUGUAAAGCAAGAAACUUCAGACACGUGCAUUGUGAAGGAAGAAAAUACCACACAUGAUCAUAUGUAUGGGCAGUCUAUAGGAAGCAUAGCCUCAAACCCUCUUAGUGCAAUAGAUCCUAAUAAAAUGAGUGACACACCUAUGAAACCAAGAGUUACAAACAUGGAAAAUGCACCUAUUCGUAAGUUGUCAAUGCGAAUGUCAGGUAUCUCGGCAGAUGUUCCAACAGUUAUUGUGCAAAGGGAAAAUUCUUCAGAGAAUAACUGGCCUUCAAAAGAAAAAUUAAAGUUUGCUCGCCAACAGUUUAAACAAAUUUUAAACAAAGCCGUCGAAAAAGAGCUAGAAAUUAUGGAGGAAAUCAGAAAAAGAAAGGCUGAGGCAAAAAGAAAAGAAAUCAGCAAGAAUACAAAAAAGACAAAAUGUGAUUCAAAGUUAGUGGUACACACUGGUGGCAAUGUGGCUAAAGUUGGACAUAAACAUGGUGGAAAAGUCUCGCAGGGUGGAAAGUCAAAGGGAAAAGUAGGUCGUAGACCCGGACGAAAAGAUAAAUAUCCUCAAAUUAAGAUGGCACUGUCAAAACCAGUAAGACAGGAGGAAAUGUCACCGUUAGUUCACCGCGAACUUUUCCCGCCAGCCGGUUUCACCGACCCCGGCUGGUAUCCUAGUGACGAUGAUGUUGAUAUAGAAAAUGACGACGACACUUGGUCUGGUCCACCUCCAUUCUUUAAACAGUCUAGUGUUGAAGUUUAUGGACAUGAUGAUGAUUCUUCGGAUGAGGAUUACGAUCCUUCAGCCUAUCAGUAUGAAACACUGUCUGGGCGUAAAGUGAAGAAACGAAAGAUCUAUAGAUACUGAGUUGUGAAGAAAUUAUUGUGAUUAUUUUGACAUGAUUUUGAUUGGGUCAGGACCAUUUAUUGAGUAUUUAUUAAUGAAAUUAAUACAUUUUGUUAACUUUUUCAGUUAAAUUGUUAAAUACUACAACAAAAAGAGCAUGCUUUGUAAGGUACCAGAUAUUGUGUUUAAGGAUUAAAGUUAUUUUGUAGUAGAGUAGUUGAGCAAGUUAACUAUGUAUAUAAAUGCAUUCUUGUAUACUAUAAUUUGCUUUUUUUAGUGCAUAUUCACCUGUUGAUGAACAAAAAUACCUUGUUAAAAUGGUCAGUAAUAUGAAGUGUUAAUAGGUAGUGGCUAUGCAAAAUAUGUAAGGCAGUGAUAUUUGUAUAGAUUUAUACUUUGUAUAGAAAAUGAUAUUAACUUUAAACACAAAAGCAACAAUAGUCAAAUUAUUUCAGUUGUUAGUAACUGAAAAAUGAAUUGAUCAAAGAUCUUGAUGCCAAACAAUAUCCAUAAGAAAUUUGCUGUAAUCAAACAGAAUAUCAUUUAAUUUGUCUGUGCUGGAAACAAUUGAUUAGCAUUUAUUAUAGUCUUAUAGAGAAUAUGAAAUGAGUAGAUUUAAUACUAAAUUUAUUGAACAAGUUGAAUAAAAUCAUAUUAUGCGAGCCUCUGUUAAAAAGAGUUUUUUUUAUUGACGCGCCUAUUGUGAAACGCUAACAUUAGCACUCUAACGCUAUGUGUAUAUAUAUAGCGCAAAUGACGUCAUGUCAAAGUGUCAUUAAUAAUUAUAAUAGAUAUAUCAUUUUUAUUAAAUGGCUUUAUUACAAUUCUGAGCCGUGGUUUAUGUGAUAAAAAGAAGUAAUGAAAUUGUUCAUUACAACUAGUAAUAUAAAUUUCAAAUUUCAGUUACUCUAUCCCAGGUAAUAAUUUAUGAUGGCCUGGUAAUUUCAAUGUUCAAAUUUUUUAAGACAUUAUUGUAUUGGUCGAGCUGCAAAGUUUGGGGAAAAAAACCUUAAAAAGUUUUUCUUAAAAAAAGUAGAAGCAUAUGACAAUGGCUCAAAGGUCGAUUCAAGUAAAAAGAAAAUUGUAUUAAUGAUUUUAAUGAAAUAUAUGUAUGGCCAAAACUUUUGGCAAAACGUGUUGAUUGUAGAGUAGAUUAAUAUAGUAAAGUGGUUGUCUUUCAAGUUCUGAGUUGAGUUUUAAAAUGAUGUACAUAAAGUGUCAGCAUGUUAAUGUCUGUGAUGUUGUUUUUUUUUCUAGCCAAUUAUUUGCUUUGUAGUUUGUACUAUUUUUUUUAAUCAUUUAUUAUGUUUAAAUAGUAAAGGGGUAUGCCUGUUACCAAAAGAUAUUGAUAUAUGCAUACAUGUACCAUUUUGUAUAACAAUUGUCAGAUUUGUUUAAUGUACUAAAAUAAUAAAAGGUUGAUGGAUCUAGUCUGGUGCACGCCUGAAGUUUGUAGGUGCACCUGACGUCUUCCUCCCACCAGUUAAGCUUAAAAGUCACCAUAUAACCAUAACCGUGUAGAUGUGAUUUAAAACUUAACAAAACAAAACUGCUUAUACUAUUUAUCAGACCAAUAACAGCUAACCAAAUCUGACAGGAAAAAGAUAUAUUGAACCUAAAAGGGAAAAAAAAUCAUGUUUUGCGAAAUUUUGAUACAAAGAAACUCUUUUGUUUCACAGAUUCUAAUUUGCUUUGUUCCACAGACCUUUGGUAAAAAGUCAUUUAUAUCUUCAGUAAAAUAAGCAAGAGUUUUUUUGCUUUUCCAAUCAGUGGUGUAAUAGAAUCAUAUGCUAGAGGUCAUACAUGCUAUGAAAAUUUCCAAAACUAUACAAAAACUUUUUUAUUACCACUUUGUGAGGAAAUAAAUUAUUGUCAUGCCCCAGUAGCUCUUUAUGGGAAAUGAAAAACAUAAACCUGGAUUUCUUUUUAAUGAAAUGAUUAUAUGAUGAUUAUUUUUAUGUAGAUUAACUCGGACAAUGGAAAAAUAAGUUUAGGCUUAACAAUAC
This is a messenger RNA of Ruditapes philippinarum (Manila clam), 3707 nucleotides long. RefSeq lists its product as uncharacterized. NCBI's taxonomy places the organism in Eukaryota, Metazoa, Mollusca, Bivalvia, Venerida, Veneridae. The transcript is spliced from 3 exons. The coding region runs from base 241 to 1722 and encodes 493 amino acids. The record is from RefSeq and is a predicted model, not a curated record.